GAAGAACCCGGAAGUGAUGGCCCUGUUGAAGCGGUGGUUGUGUAGCCUACUCUUCACUGUCGAAACACGUGUGUAUCUGUCAAAGAAGCUUUUACCUGCAUGACACUGACCUGCUCGCAGUGAUGGCUGAUGCGUUCAGUAGCAGCUCGGAAACCGUAAUUCAGCGCGUUGUAGACGUUAAAAGCAAAACAAACACACCUGUGGACAGCCUUGAAGAGUCGUAUCAGAUAAAGGAGACUUGUGACUUCAUCAGAGAUCGUCAGUGUAAAAAGGUUGCUCUGCAGUUUCCCGAUGAGCUGCUAGGGGAUUCAGUCGCCGUGGCAGUAGAGAUCGAGAGGAACAGUGAAGCCACCGCAUACAUUUUAGGAGAUACAUCCUAUGGCAGUUGUUGUGUGGACGAGGUCGCUGCGGAGCACGUCGGAGCCGACUGCAUCGUGCACUAUGGCGGCUCGUGUCUCAGCCCGUCCACCAGGCUGCCGCUGAUGUACGUGUUUGAGAGGAGAGCGGUGGAUCUGGAUAAGUGCUCGUCCUCCUUUAGAGAACUUUACCCCGACACACAGAGUCCCGUCAUCAUCCUCUACGACGUCAACUAUGUUCAUGCUAUGAACGAUCUCUUCACCCUCCUCUCACAGGAUUAUCCGAACCUGGUGGUCUCGGAGCUCGUCGUGGAGGGGGAGCAGUGUUACAUUCACGGCUGGAUUAAAAGACAGGAUGACAUCAUCAGCAUGUCGGAGAGGGACGGCAGUCAGGUCGUCUGUCAGUUUGGGCGGCGGUUCUCCUUGAAGAGCGCUUCAAACAUUAAGGAUUAUGAAAUGUUCUACGUGGGGCGGGAGGGGACCACUCUCACUAACUUCAUGAUGACUUGGAACCGCUGCUUGUUCUCUUCCUUUGACCCGCUAACGAUGACGGGGAGGGCGGAGUCAGUGAGUAUAAACCGAGCUCUGAUGAAGAGAUACUACGCCAUAGAACGAGCUAAAGAUGCUAACGUGGUCGGCAUCCUGGUCGGCACGCUCGGCGUAGCAGACUACCUGAGCGUCAUUGAGCAGCUGAAGGAGACGAUCCGCCGAGCCGGAAAGAAGAGCUACAUGUUCGCCAUGGGGAAACUCAACGUGCCCAAGCUGGCUAACUUUCUGGAAAUUGACAUAUUCGUGUUGGUGGCUUGUCCUGAGAACGCUCUGCUGGACUCCAGUGAGUUUUAUAAACCCGUGGUGACGCCGUUUGAGAUGGAGGUGGCCUGCAACAAGAAGCGGGAGUGGUCAGAGGAGUACGUCACAGACUUCAGACACCUCCUGCCAGGUGGGCGAAGUCAUGUUCCUUUAGCGGAGCAGCAGGAGGACGACGAGGAGCCGCCGGACGUCUCUUUGAUCACAUUAAGUCUGCGCAGCCACAACCUGCUGCUCAGCGAGCCUGCGGAGCAAUCGUGCAGCUCCUCCGUCGUCCUCAGGAACCAAACUCUGACCGUGGCCAACUCAGCCGGUACGACCCGCUCCAAGAGAGAGCUGCUGAUUGGACAGUUCGAUUUGUUCUCCGUGCACAUGAAUACGUUUUUAUUGAAGAACAUCACACACAUACAGUCACUGUUCUAUAAUAUUUAUAAAUAUCUUGUAUGCCUCCUCCUCUCAGCGUCCUUCCUGGCAGAGCGGAGCUGGCGCGGUUUGGAGCAGAAGUUGGGCGAGACGCCGGUGGUGAAGGCUGUGAAGGGGCGGAGAGGCAUCGCUAUCGCCUACGAAGAGGAGGGAACGUCUUUGUCGUGAUUAAAAACACUCAAACCAGACGGAUUAUUUAUCAGAGCCUGCCCGCUUUAUCACACAUGAAAUGAUUAAAUGUCUUCAUUAUAA
Messenger RNA from Labrus bergylta (ballan wrasse), 1838 nucleotides. RefSeq names its product diphthamide biosynthesis 2 (gene dph2). The record is from RefSeq and is a predicted model, not a curated record. Gene Ontology annotation, molecular function: 2-(3-amino-3-carboxypropyl)histidine synthase activity. NCBI's taxonomy places the organism in Eukaryota, Metazoa, Chordata, Actinopteri, Labriformes, Labridae. Gene Ontology annotation, biological process: protein histidyl modification to diphthamide.